AUGUCGGUUUUCGCGAGACCGUCCUUCCUGGCCCAGAAGAUCUCCCCGAGCUUGCGCUGGAGAGCGUCCGCCUCACGCGCCUGCGCCUAUCACCAUCGCCGCGCCUUGUCCGCCUCGGCCACCAGGCGAUUUGCCAACCGGACAAGCCACGACUUCAACUCCGGCUUCACAAGCAGCUAUGAUCCAUCAGAAGACUCGGGCCGCGGGCCCAUGUUCAACAAGGCCUCCUUUGGAGUGCCCCAGGUCUACCCUCGCGACCUGAAGCGCCGUGUCGACGACUUCGUCGUAGGACAGGACCGCGCCAAGAAGAGUAUAUGCUCUGUCAUAUUCAACCACUACCAGGGCCUCCGCCGACGCCACCAGAUUGAGGAGUCUGAGAGGCUGUCGCAGGAGAGGUUGGCGCGCCAAAAGUACAUGCGCGACCGGGACAUGUACGACCGGCGUCGCGAGGCUCACCCGCUUGAAGGUCGGCACUCUUCUGGCUCUGCUUACCAGCGGUAUACUGAUGACCCCCUCCGUGAAGACGAGUUCCCGGGUCAUCGGGAGUCGGUUCAGGGGCUUCACUACGACGCGUCCCCCGUAGCAGAGGAACUGCUUAUGCCCGACGAACACGCCAUAUUGCAACAUGUGAAGAUAGAUAAGAGUAACCUGCUUUUGAUGGGUCCCACGGGAGUUGGGAAAACAUAUAUUGUCGAGACAUUGGGAAAGCAGUUGAAUAUCCCAUUCACAAUUAGUGACUGCAACGCCUUCACGCAAGCUGGCUACAUUGGCCAAGAUGUUGAAGCUUGCAUCGAAAGGCUGCUGAUCGAGGCCAACUACGACGUCAAGGCUACCGAGCAUGGCAUAGUGGUCCUCGAUGAGUUUGACAAGCUUGCCAGGCGGGAGACGGUUAAUGGCAGAGAUGUAGGGGGCGAGGGUGUCCAGCAGGCUCUCCUGAAGCUCGUGGAGGGGACCAAAGUCACGGUUAACGUAAAGGACAACAGGUCCUCGAGGUCCGCCAGCCCGAUCACCAGCAACUACGGCACUGGCGCGUCGUCCUCGCCGCAGUCCCCGCCGCAGUCACCAAAGGUCGACCAGUACACGGUUGACACCAGCAACAUCCUCUUCGUCUUUUGCGGCGCAUUCGUGGGCCUCGACAAGGUCGUGCUGAGGCGGGUUGCCAAGCCGUCCAUCGGGUUCGGCGCCGAGCCGUCCAACCGCUCCUCACUCCCAUGGGAGAUGUACGCCCACCUACCGCACCAGCCGGUCUCGGUCGAGCCUGGGGCCAGCGGCUUCACGCCCCUGGACCUCACGACGCCCGCGGAUCUACAGUCGUUCGGCUUCAUCCCCGAGCUCAUCGGGCGCGUGCACAACGUCUGCGCCCUGACCCCGCUCUCGCUCAACGAGCUGCUCCGCAUUCUCACAGAGCCGCGCAACAGCCUCGUGGCGCAGUACACGGCCCUGUUCGAGACGUACCCCAGCCGGCUCUACUUCACCCGCCGGGCGCUGUACGCCAUCGCCGAGCGCGCCGCCAAGAACGAGACCGGGGCCAGGGGUCUCAAGAUGGAGAUGGAGCGCGUCCUCGCCGAGCCCAUCUUCGAGGCCCCGACGCACUACGUCGUCAUAACCGAGGCAUGCGUCAAGGGCACCGCGAAGGCGUGCUACUGGGGCAAGGACGGCCGCCUCGAGGUGGAGCGCCGCCUGAGGGAGGAAGACGACACGAACGGGACCGGCGACGACGGUGCUUCGGAUACCUUUGAGCAGUACCGCGAGGCCGGCCAGAGCGGCGCAUGA
Gaeumannomyces tritici R3-111a-1 is the source of this 1773-nucleotide messenger RNA. Its product is annotated as ATP-dependent Clp protease ATP-binding subunit ClpX. Gene Ontology annotation, cellular component: mitochondrial matrix. The record is from RefSeq and is a predicted model, not a curated record. Lineage: Eukaryota; Fungi; Ascomycota; Sordariomycetes; Magnaporthales; Magnaporthaceae. Bases 1 to 1773 code for a protein of 590 amino acids. Gene Ontology annotation, biological process: protein catabolic process; proteolysis. The transcript has 2 exons. Gene Ontology annotation, molecular function: ATP binding; ATP hydrolysis activity.